CGAGAACAGGAACAGGCCGGGUGGGCGAGCACUUCCGCUGUGAGAGAUCGGUGGGUGGAGUCCGGGCGUUUGGAUCUCUCUCAGAAUUGAGUUUACUUUGUGUGAGAAAAGAUGGCAGAUGACUUGAAGAGAUACCUUUACAAACAGUUGCCUAGUGUCGAGGGCCUUCAUGCUAUUGUGGUGUCUGACAGGGAUGGAGUUCCUGUGAUUAAAGUUGCUAAUGACAAUGCGCCAGAACAUGCCCUGAGACCUGGAUUCCUCUCAACCUUUGCCUUAGCAACGGAUCAAGGAAGCAAGCUAGGACUUUCUAAGAACAAGAGCAUCAUUUGCUAUUACAAUUCCUACCAGGUUGUGCAGUUUAAUCGGUUGCCUUUGGUGGUUAGCUUCAUAGCCAACAGUGAUGCUAACACAGGAUUAAUCGUCAGUUUGGAGAAGGAGCUGGCCCCAUUGUUUGAAGAGCUGCGCCAAGCUGUGGAAGUUUCAUGAACUGCACAUUCCAGAAAAUACACCCACUGCCUUGAACAUUGUGAACUUACUGGCAAGUUGUUAGGCAGCAUAAUUUACAAAAUUUGUACAUUAUGAUAUCUUAAAAAGGUAACUUGUCGAGUUAAUGCUGCUGAAAUUGAGACUUGGAUUGUGCAUGGCUUUCCUGCAACAUCAACAGUAUUUCUUAGAUUGGCUAUUCCUUUGCUUAACAGCUGUGCCAGUGGUCAGAGUUCUGAUUUCCUUAAGGUGCUCCCAAUCAAUUUGUAUAUAAAAUACCAUUUGUGAAAGUUAAUACUGCUUCUAGUCUCUGAUUGUCAUGAUGCAUUGGCUUAUUUUUGGAGGCACAGUGUAGGGAAGAGAGAACCAAGGCUGAAUUUAAGUUAUUAUGGUAUAUAAAUUGCAUUUGUUUUUCUAGAUUUAAUGUACAAAGUGAAAAUCUUAGUCAUUUAAAACUGUUGAUAUAAUUUCAAACUUGUUCUUUUCUGAUUGAGAUCUCGUUAUUAAAUCCAGAAUUACAGUCUGUAGGAAACCAGAGUCCAAUACAGUUUUGAAUUAAACAAAGUUAUCAGAUCUGUCCAGCUUGUUUCUGUUAACGUGUACAGCACUUUGAAAUAAGCCAGUAUAUUUAUAAUAUAUUUAUAAUCUGAUUUAUUUGAAAAUUUUGUUAGUUAAUCUCAUUUUAAAGAUGCAUUUUUGUGUUAGUGGAGAUUUCUCUGUCUCAAAGUGUUUGGGGGUGGGGGCCAUUGACGUGAGAGGACUAGAUGGGCCAAAAGGCCUGUUUCUGUGCUGUACUUUUGUAUGACUAUGACUAGACUCAGCUAGUUAGUAGCUGGUUCUGUCUUUCAGUUCCGAUAUUCAUCUGAGGCCUGAUGAAUGUUUCUGAACCUGAAACACUUAGCACCUGUUUCCACCUCAGUUGCCUAAUCUGCUGAGAGUUUCCCAUAUUUUGUUUUUAUUUCAGGUUUGUGACAUUUACAGUUCUGUUUAAAUUUUCUUUGAUUUCAUCUUUGAUGGCUACAUGUUGACUGCGGAUUCCUUCUGUUAACAGCACUCAUGUCAUUAGCUUUGAAGUUCUUUGGGUUCAUUCUGAGUUGUAAAACAUCUGCUCUAUUGAGUUAAAACUACAGAAGACUUCAUUUAAUGGAAAGGGUUUUCAUUCAGCUGGUGAUCAUCUCUAAGAGACACAUUUCUGGGAUUUUAAAGUUUAGUGAAACCUUGUCAUGUUAAGAUGGUCUAAUUUUUUUUUAAUGUGUGGUGUGACUGAUUUGUUUUUUUAAAAAAAAAGUUAAAGAUGUUUUGAUUUGCAUACUGGAACAAAAACUAUAGACAGACCUGAUCUGGGACCUGAGUGUGAAGAAUAAAGUUUAUACCAAUCACAGACAAGAGAAAAUCUGCAGAUGCUGGAAAUCCAAGCAAUACACACAAAAUGCUGGAGGAACUCGUCGGGCACCAUCUAUGGAAAAGAGUAAGCAGUUGAUGUACUCUUUUUCCAUAGAUUCUGCCUGAGUUCCUCCAUGUUCUUAUCAACUUAUCUUCAGAACCGUUUCCAGUAUCUCAUAUCAUAAUGUGCAAAAGAAAAAUAAUGUUGCUGUUGUAGGAAAAAAAACCUUGUUUUUUAUGCUACCAUGUGGAGGGUGGGGAGUAUAGAUGGAAUGAGCUGUCAGAGGAAAUGGUGGUGGCAUUAUCAUUUAAGAGCACUUGGAUGGGUACAUGAAGGGGCAGGGCUUGGAGUAAUAUGGGCUGAUUGCAGGAAAAUUAGGGCUAGCUAGUUCAGUACUGCACUAUGGUAGGAGUGAACUUGAUGGGCAAAAGGCUUGUAUACGUGCUGCAUUUGUGACUUUCCAGUAAGAUCUUUAUUAGCUGUGAAAUUAAUUUGAUAGCAAAAGUGUUUAUAUUAAAGUUUAGUUUAAUUUUUCAUUCUA
This is a messenger RNA of Mobula hypostoma (lesser devil ray), 2408 nucleotides long. RefSeq names its product late endosomal/lysosomal adaptor, MAPK and MTOR activator 3 (gene lamtor3). NCBI's taxonomy places the organism in Eukaryota, Metazoa, Chordata, Chondrichthyes, Myliobatiformes, Myliobatidae. The transcript is spliced from 7 exons. Gene Ontology annotation, biological process: cellular response to amino acid stimulus; positive regulation of TOR signaling. Gene Ontology annotation, cellular component: Ragulator complex. The record is from RefSeq and is a predicted model, not a curated record. Bases 112 to 486 code for a protein of 124 amino acids.